Molecule: messenger RNA, 4065 nt
Organism: Pleuronectes platessa (European plaice)
Lineage: Eukaryota; Metazoa; Chordata; Actinopteri; Pleuronectiformes; Pleuronectidae
Gene: znf362a
Product: zinc finger protein 362a
Exons: 9
Coding region: 1510-2856 (448 amino acids)
Biological process (GO): regulation of transcription by RNA polymerase II
Cellular component (GO): nucleus
Molecular function (GO): DNA-binding transcription factor activity, RNA polymerase II-specific; RNA polymerase II cis-regulatory region sequence-specific DNA binding
Source: RefSeq, a predicted model, not a curated record
CCUAACUUUUCAGGUUUUUUUCAGAGAUGGAGGAGUAGGCCUGGAUCUCUCCAGACUCCUGUUGUGUUGACUAGUGAUGCUUGUUGCAGCUGAGAUAUUAAGAUUUUAAAUAGUUCUGUGAUAACACUUGACCCUGACUAACUACUAACCAUCUGUAGCAUUAUUAUAACAGACAGAGAUAGAUCCAACCAUUCAUCAAGUAAUAGCAUGUAGCUUUGGCUGGUUUAUAGUAUCUCAGUACUACUGUCGGGUUCCCUUUAUAAGAGUUCAUAAGAUAGUAUAAGUAUAAAUACGAUUUGUUUGUGUUUCCAGGAUGUGGCUUAUUUUGUGGCUUUCUAUUUGUUAAUGAUUCAUCUUACAAACCAUUUCCAAAGGGAGUCAUAUUCAUACGAUAUAAUACGAUAUGAUACAAUUUGAUUCAAUAGAAUACUAUGGGAUUCAAUGUGGUACGAUAUACGUACAAUCUGAUACAAUAAGAUUUGAUACAAUGUGAUACUAUGGGAUUCAAUGUGGUACGAUAUACGUACAAUCUGAUACAAUAAGAUAUGAUACAAUGUGAUACGAUUAUCUAUAGUUCUAAAACUAAAAGAUACAUAAAAACGGUCUCCCUACUGAAUCUUUAUUAACUCGGCUACACAUCGGUGGUCGGUUUCUAGCCUAAUUUGGAACCGUGCAGCGGCUGACACAAUCAUAAUCUCCAAUUAAACCACAUUUAAAUCUGCUUUUGUGCCUUUUUUUGGUGCCUUAUUUUUCUCCAUCAAAACCCAUAAUUAUUUCCUGGGAAAAAUCCUGGAUUCAUCCAUUUAUCUAUAACCGCACCAAACUUUAAUGGCCCCUACCACAUCCUUCCACCAAAGUUUCGUGGUUCAAUCAGGUUGUUUUUGUGCUUUCUUGCUUAGAAACAAACAAACGCACAACAGGAAACAUAUGUAUAAAAUACCAUGUCUCCUGGCACAAGUAAAGGAGCUUAAACCUUCCUCUACAUCAACAGUAUCUGCAAAAAAAGAACCAGCUGAUUGUAAGGAUUGUAACAUGGGAAAUAGUGUAUGUACCACCAUACAUGGUUGUGUAGGGAACCCUGUUGCAACCAUUAAGUGUUUUCUAGGUGAAGUGUGGCAUUUUUAAAAGUGACACAGGAGAUGUCCUGCAGCAGUCAGACUCCUGAGCCUGCUCCCCAGAGUCACAAAGCCUCCAGGAAGUGAAACUGAUCCACACUGGCAUCAUUAGAGAAAUAUUCGGAGGGCUUUACUGUACGCUUGUACCCCUGGACGUAUCGUUUUUGUUUGUCUUGGCCCGCAGACGUGGACUGUGUUAUGCCUGUGCUAAGCCAAACAGACUUCGGAAUGGUGAAGUACGCCAAAGCACGCAAUGCAAAAUGUUUAAAGAAGAAAAAAAAAAAAGAACCUCAUACAGGGUUGAAAAGAGAAGCGAUGGGAAAUAAAGGGCUUCAGAUCGCACCAGGAGCAGCAAGCAGCUCUCUCUGCCUGAACAUUGAAAAGGCGUCUUUCUAUGUGGAUGGCUGAACCUCGCUUUAAUAAUCCGUAUUUCUGGCCUCCACCCACCGCGAUGUCUGGCCAGCUGGAUAACCUAGUCUUGAUCAAUAAAAUCAAGGAGCAGCUGAUGGCAGAGAAGAUCAGACCGCCACAUCUUCCCGCUGCCUCAGCACCUUCCCAGCAGCCCCAGCUGACUCCCUCCAGUCAGGUAGAAAGUGGCCAGCACGGGAUGUCCAAAGCCCAGCAGAUGCAAGUUCUCCAGAGCCACGGCAUAUCUCAGCCCGACAUCGCCCUGCACGCCCGUCCGACCUCCAGCUCAGUCACAGGUCGUAUUCUGGGGGACGUAAACUUGAAUCUGGACGAUAAGGCAGCUAUAAAAGCCAGAGGAUUAUGGGAAGACUGGCAUCUGCGCCAACUCAUUGAUCAUCCAUCCAGGACAAACCACGUCUCAGGUGUCGCGCUGGCGUCCAGAACAGGCAACCUCAACACCUCAGAAAUCAUCACCCCCACUACGCCCACUUCAAGCAGCCACAGUCGGCUGUGCGGAGCGCCGACCCCUCACCUCAUCUCAGGGUUAGCUAGUGGCCACAUGAUGGAGCUUGGGAAAAACAACGGGGGUCUUGUAGGACUCCUCGGGCCCCCUCCAAAAGAGGAGCGAGGCCGCAAGAGGAUCAAGGCAGAGAACGGGUCUUCGCUGUUGGUGGUGCCCUACCCGAUCCUCGCCUCGGGCAACGACCAAGCCUGUGUCACCAUCACUGCCAAAGAGGGAAAGACCUACAGGUGUAAAAUGUGUCCUCUGACUUUCUUCUCCAAGUCAGACAUGCAGAUUCACUCUAAAUCACACACAGAGGCAAAGGCUCACAAGUGUCCUCACUGCACCAAGACCUUUGCGAACAUGUCCUACCUGGCCCAGCACCUGCGCAUACACCUGGGUGUCAAACCUUACCGCUGUUCCUACUGUGAGAAAUGUUUCCGCCAGCUUUCCCACCUGCAGCAGCACACCAGGAUCCACACAGGCGACCGACCAUACAAAUGUGCCCAUGUGGGAUGUGAAAAAGCUUUUACUCAGCUCUCUAAUCUGCAGUCUCACCAGAGGCAGCACAACAAAGACAAACCUUUCAAAUGCUCCAACUGUUACCGUGCCUAUUCAGACUCUGCCUCGCUGCAGAUCCACAUGUCUGCACACGCCAUCAAAAAUGCCAAGGCCUACUGCUGCAGCAUGUGUGGCAGGGCAUACACCUCCGAGACGUAUCUCAUGAAGCACCUGGCUAAGCAUACAGUGGUGGAACAUGUGAUGUCCCAUCACUCGCCUCACCACAGGACAGAGUCUCCCAACCUCCCUAUACGGAUAUCCCUCAUCUGAUCUCCUCUCACGUCUCCUUCCUGAGAUAUGUCAGCAUUCCUCUGACGGACUUGAACCCAUGAGUGGGUUCUAAAAAUGUGCCAGAUUGUACUCAUAUCUUGUGAAGAGGUGCUCUUUUAAUGAGCGUGUCCUCCUUUCCUUUCUUGCUGACCAGAUAGUAUUAUUGGGGACAUCCAAAGAUGACUUCUCAGCACUUUCGGGCCUGGAAACGACAGGCCCAAAAUGUCUUUUUCUAUAUGAUAGUAAAGUGGUUUUGCUCUUGGCAGCUACAUGGAAAAUCUUUUUUAACUUUCUGCGUUAUAACAGAUCACUUUGUCUUUUUUAUAUGGCCCUUUAUUUUCUUUACCCAAGUCUUAACAAAAAAAUAAAAAAAGGUAUUUGCAGCAGAAAUAGUCUUCCGUUAGCCCGGUGACCAAGUGAACAGAAAGAUGAAUGCUUAUACGAUGGAUUUGUUAUUGUGCCACUUGUCCACUUCUGUCAAUGUUUCAAUACCUCACAAUCACGUGGCCAUAAUAAACACAUAAAUGACAUGUUAACGUUUAUUUUCAGUAAUUUUCACACUGGUUUCAUCUUUACCAGGAAGUGCGACCCGUAAAUGAGGUGGAUGGAUGUUUUUAUUAGCAUGUAUAAUCGUCAGUGUUAGAAGAAAAUGCUAAAGGAAGACACAAGUAUUCAGUUUAAUAUGACUGAGUGAAAAAUGAAAUAAAAUAGAAGCACAUUUAUAAAUGUUUUCAUGUAAGACACCGAAAGCUAAAUUAGAUCAAUAUUAAUAAGUUAAAUUCUCGAUUAAAAAUCAGGCAAAACUCCUGAUUUUUAACAAUUUAAUUUCCCAACAAUGAAUGAUGCACUUACACUACUUCUGUUUACUUUGUAUUUAUUUGGAUAUGCAAAUAAAUAAAUGUGGUUUUAAGUUACCACCACUCUGCUGCUGCCUCAUGAAUAAGCAUCUAUAAUGAGGUACCUCUCUGGGGUCUUCAGCUAUAAUGUUUAAUGGCGGCAUCAACCCUGUUUGAAUAAUAUUGUUGUUGUUUUAUGAACAAACACGUUGCCAUUUUGUGCAUUUAAGCCUUAACUUUGUUACAACUCUAGGAUCCACUCAUUUGUUUUAUCAUUUUACAUUUGCCUUUUAUAUCAUAGCAUGAUAUACACUGUAAAUGAACUAUAUUAACUGUCAGCCCGUUUUAUAAUAAAUCAUUCCAAAAGAACAGG